Messenger RNA from Gossypium arboreum, 1497 nucleotides. Its product is annotated as mitogen-activated protein kinase kinase kinase 18-like. Lineage: Eukaryota; Viridiplantae; Streptophyta; Magnoliopsida; Malvales; Malvaceae. The coding region runs from base 184 to 1497 and encodes 437 amino acids. Gene Ontology annotation, biological process: protein phosphorylation. The record is from RefSeq and is a predicted model, not a curated record. Gene Ontology annotation, molecular function: protein kinase activity; ATP binding. The transcript has a single exon.
UUAAGAAUCUUUCCUAAGUUGUUGCAUAUGCUUUGGUAUUUGGAUUAAGUCACCAAAACCAAGGGUUACCCCAAAGUUCAUUUAUUUAUUCAUAUGUAUAUAUAUUCUUACAUGUCAUAGCAUUAGUCACCAGACCCAUAUUUUUGUUUUCUUUGUUUCUUGGUGGCUUCUAUUUUUGUUCUAAUGGAGUGGAUCAGAGGGCCUGCCAUAGGCAGAGGAUCCACCGCCACCGUGUCUCUAGCCACAGCAGUCCCUUCCGGCGAGGUUUUUGCCGUUAAGUCAACUGAGUUAUGUCACUCUAUGUUCUUACAGAGAGAGAAUUAUGUCUUGUCAAAAUUAAGCUGUCCUCACAUUGUUAAGUACAUAGGGUACGAUGUUACGAAUGAAACGAACAACAAGCCGACGUACAAUCUUUGCAUGGAGUACGUCACCGGCGGUACGCUUUCCGAGGAAAUCAAAAAAGUUGGAGGAAGAUUGUGUGAAGAGAGAGUUAGGUUGUAUACGCAACAGAUUUUACAAGGUCUGAGUUAUCUUCACGUUAAUGGGGUGGCACAUUGCGAUAUCAAGAGCCAAAAUAUUUUGAUCGGUAAAGAAGGUGCGAAGAUUGCUGAUCUGGGGUGUGCUAAAUUAAUGGGAAAAGAUGGAGAAAAUCAAGGUUUUGACACGUCAGCAAUUUCCGGUACACCAGCUUUCAUGGCACCGGAGGUGGCACGUGGGGAGGAGCAGGGUUUUGAGGCUGAUAUAUGGGCGCUUGGAUGUACGAUUAUAGAGAUGAGCACUGGGAAUUCGCCAUGGCCGGAGCUGAAUGAUCCAGUGUCGGCUCUGUAUAAGAUUGGAUUUUCAGGCGAGGUACCUGAGAUUCCAAGUUGGUUAUCUGAGAAAGGAAAGGAUUUUCUGGGAAAAUGUUUGAAGAGGGAUUUGAAAGAGAGAUGGACAACUAAAGAAUUGCUUCAACAUCCAUUUUUGGAAGAAUCAGAUACCCUUUUGAAGGAAGUAAAAGAAUCCACCAUGGAUUCUCCAAAUACUGUGCUGGAUCAAGGUUUCUGGGAUUCAUUUAAUGUGGUGGAAAGUCCUAAGAAUUUGAUUCCUAAAGAGAUUUCCAUGAAUUCCCCCACUGAUAGGAUCAAGAAAUUGCUUCAAUCAACUCUGCCACCACCUUCUUCCAAUGCUUCCAAUUGGACAUUCAGUGAAGAUUGGAUGACAGUAAGAAGCGAUAAUAUCACAGAAGAUGACUUUUCAUCUCCAACUGUGUCAUUCAUGGAGUCAUUUGAAGAACAACUUGAAACUGAAACCUCAAUUUUAGAUGAGGAUUUCUUCUCAGUCAAUUCUGCAGAAAACACUAUUUAUUUCAGCAGUACUUUGGUAUUUAACAGUGUAACGGAUGAUUUUUUUGUAUCAGACAAUCUCAAUUUCGAGACAGUUAAUGAAAUUUCUUGUUCUAUUAAUCCAAUGAUCCAACCCCAUCUUUUUCAUAUUCGAAUCAAAUCCCCAUUGUAG